Molecule: messenger RNA, 7774 nt
Organism: Musa acuminata AAA Group (dessert banana)
Lineage: Eukaryota; Viridiplantae; Streptophyta; Magnoliopsida; Zingiberales; Musaceae
Product: protein CHROMATIN REMODELING 4-like
Exons: 12
Coding region: 602-7390 (2262 amino acids)
Biological process (GO): chromatin remodeling
Cellular component (GO): chromatin; nucleus
Molecular function (GO): histone binding; chromatin binding; ATP-dependent chromatin remodeler activity
Source: RefSeq, a predicted model, not a curated record
GAGAGAGAGGAAAAGAGAAAACACGCGAAGCCACCAUUUUGGUCUCCGUUCUCGUCCACGGAGGCGGCGACUUCCGCCGUGCGGCGCCUGGCCGGCUCUACCGCCGGAACCGGCGGUGACGCGCUGCGAUCGACGCUUCCUUCCCUCUCUAGCGCGGGUCCGUGCACGUGUCCGAAGCUGAUUGGUCCCUGGUGGGCUGACGCACGGUCGCGGCCGUAGAUAGAGGGGGGGACGAUAUGAUGUUCCUCCAGAGUCCCCGAGAGUCGGUGUGAGCAUCUUUUUCCUCUUUCAGAUUCCCGUACAAUAUAAGCCCCGAGCCGUUGGUUUCCUCUCUUUUUCCUUCUUGUCACGGUCCUCGCUUGCGACCACCGCCAGCGAAGAGGAGUGAAGCACGGGUUGGGGGAGGAAUUAGGGGAGAGAUCUCGAUCGGGAGGCGGCGCCUGUCGGCCAGACCUGGCGGCUGGGAUCGGUUUCGGUCGCUGUUCCACCAGCUCACGGCCGAUUUGUGGUUAAUGGUUGGGGUGUUGGUCACACGCUUUUGUCGCUGACCGCAGGUGUCUUUACAUGGGACUUUGAUGCAUGACAACGAUAGGCGCCGAUUAUGAGGGAAGAAAGCUCUUCGCGUGAUAACAUGAUAGAUAGGAAUUGGCUCUUGAAGCGCAAGAGGAAAAGGAUAACGUCUGGGCUGGGUCUUUCAAAUGGAAAGGAGAGUACUUCCCGAUCUUCAGAAUCCCUGUUGAACAAUGCUGCUAAGAGGAAGAAAGGUGACAUUCACGUUUCUAGACUUGCUCGUAAGAUCAAAGGACAGGAUGGGCAUUAUUUUGAGUGUGUUGUAUGUGAUCUUGGUGGCAAUUUGCUUUGUUGUGAUAGCUGUCCUCGAACUUACCACCUUGAAUGUCUCACUCCCCCACUUAAGCGUAUCCCAUCUGGGAAGUGGCAUUGCCGAAACUGCUCUGAGCAGAAGGCUAACAUAAAAACAUCAGAUAAUUCAGAGCCUUAUUUAAGACGUGCAAGAAUGAAGAGCAUGUUUGGAAAGCCCACAAUUUUAUACAAACAACCAGUCCAUGACAAGGCAACACUUCCAGUGAGAAACUCUGUUCCAAGAACUAAUAAUGGAAAAGCUACAUUUUCUCGUAGAACUCCAAAUCAGAAGUCUGAUUCAUCUAGACAUGAUAAAUCAGUCAGCCCAAAAUCAAGCCACUUGUGUGAAGGUGGGCCCCAAGAUGGCAUUUUAGCAGCAACAGAUAAUAAAACUAAGAAGUCAGAUUCAUCAUUUCGACGGAAAACAAGCUCUCAUGAGAAAUCCAGGAAAAAGAAGCAAAAGCCUAGUAUGAUAGAUAAGAAGAAGAAACCUAUAGCCAAAAAAGGAAAGGAUGCUUCAACAGCUGUCAGUAAUGAGCCAUCUAUGGAAACAUGUCUUAGUACUGGUGGGUCACUUCAAAACUGCAAGUCUCUUGAUCAGCAGAACUCUGCAUCUAAGGAAGAAGCCAGCAGUUCUGCCGGUGAAGAGCAGUAUGAGAUAUCAACUGAAAAAGCGAGUCGCUCAUCACAAGAAUUAGAUGAACGAAGCAUGCAAGCACAUAAGAUAACAAAACAUCAUGGGAAUCAUUGGGAUGGAGUUCAACAGGUUGAUCGCAUUCUGGGUUGUCGUCUCCAAGCUAGCACCAAGAUGUCUAGCCAAACAAUAAGGUCUCCUACUUCUUCGGAACUUGCUGAUUCUGAGAACAAUCCAGGGAGCCCAGCUAGUAGACAACCACCUUAUGGUUUGAAUGGUCCCAGAAACAAUGACAAGUUGCUGAUAGAGUGUCAAAAUCAAUGUGAAGUUGAAAUAAAGGACACAAAACGUGUUCUAAAUGAGGCUUAUAAUGACAAAUCAUGUGAAUUUAAAGGAUCUUUGAAUAAUAUUCCAACAAGUGAAUGUUUGCAGGAUGAGCACAUCACAAAGGAAAAUUUUGUGGUUCUGAAGGAUUCUCCAUUAGAUAAAGCAAAUAUUGCUCUAGAAGUUUGUAUGGAAAAUUCAAAAGAUUCAGAUCUUAUCAGUGCACACAAGCAGAGUAAUUCAUAUACAGAGACUGGACCUUCUCAAUUAGCUGUUUCCUGUGUUUCAAAUGGCGAUGAUGGAUCGGUUCUUGACACACAGCCAAGCAAUAAUGAUAAAAGUAGAAUCACUGUAGAAAUGGUGCAGGACUCAGGAAAUGAGAACAAUGAUGACAUUAUCUAUGAAUUUCUUGUUAAAUGGGUGGGGCAAUCAAACACUCAUAAUACCUGGGUUCCUGAAUCCCAAUUGAAAAUUUUGGCCAAAAGAAAAUUGGAGAAUUAUAAAGCUAAAUAUGGGACUGCUAUCAUUAAUAUUUGUGAGGAACAGUGGAAGAUACCACAGCGUGUUAUUUCCCUUCGAACUUGUAAGGAUGGUAUAAAUGAAGCUUUGGUUAAAUGGUGUGGCCUUCCAUAUGAUGAAUGCACUUGGGAAAGAUUAGAUGAACCUGUAAUGAAGGAAUCAGCCCAUCGGGUAGAUGAACUGAAACGGUUAGAAUCCCAGACUUUUGAUAAGGAUAUUAAUGAUGAUUCUCGGCAAAGAAAAGGUGACUGCCAAGAUCUUCUUCCUCUUGUUGAGCAGCCAAAUGUGCUAAAAGGCGGAUUGCUUUUUCCACAUCAGCUAGAAGCUCUUAAUUGGCUACGCAAAUGCUGGUUUAAGAAUAAAAAUGUGAUUCUUGCUGAUGAGAUGGGGCUUGGAAAAACCAUAUCUGCAUGUGCUUUUAUCUCAUCUUUGUACUUUGAGUUUAAGGCUAAGCUACCCAGUUUGAUAUUAGUACCUCUUUCCACUAUGCCUAACUGGUUGGCUGAGUUUGCACUGUGGGCCCCACAUUUGAAUGUUGUGGAGUAUCAUGGCUGUGCAAAGGCGAGAUCCAUAAUACGUCAAUAUGAAUGGCAUGCCAAUAAUCCUAAAAAAUCACAUAAGCUAUCCAAGUCAUACAAGUUCAAUGUUUUGUUGACUACUUAUGAGAUGGUACUUGCUGAUUUCUCUUAUCUACGUGGAGUCCCUUGGGAAGUUCUUAUAGUUGAUGAGGGGCAUCGUUUGAAAAACUCAAGUAGUAAACUUUUUGGUUUGCUUAAUACAUUUUCUUUUCGACACCGUGUGUUAUUGACUGGAACUCCUUUGCAGAAUAACAUAGGCGAGUUGUAUAACUUACUCAACUUUUUGCAACCCGUUGCAUUCCCCUCUUUAGCAGCAUUUGAAGAGAAGUUUGAUGAUCUUACAACAGCAGAAAAGGUGGAGGAGUUGAAAAAACUUGUUGCACCACAUAUGCUUCGAAGGCUCAAGAAAGAUGCUAUGCAAAAUAUUCCUCCUAAGACUGAGCGGAUAAUUCCUGUUGAAUUGACUUCCAUCCAGGCUGAAUAUUAUCGCGCAAUGUUGACAAAAAAUUAUCAGAUAUUGCGGAACAUAGGAAAAGGUGGCGCACAGCAAUCAUUGCUAAAUAUAGUGAUGCAACUCCGGAAGGUAUGUAAUCAUCCAUAUCUUAUUCCAGGAACUGAACCUGAAUCUGGUUCCAUGGAGUUCCUUCAUGAAAUGCGGAUAAAGGCAUCAGCAAAGCUGACUUUAUUGCAUUUCAUGCUCAAGAUUUUACAUAAGGAAGGACACAGAGUCCUUAUAUUUUCUCAGAUGUCUAAGUUGCUUGAUAUUCUUGAGGAUUACCUAACUAUAGAGUUUGGCCCUAAAACAUAUGAAAGGGUGGAUGGUUCAGUACCUGUGGCAGACCGUCAAGCAGCUAUUGCUCGUUUCAAUCAAGAUAAAACACGAUUUGUGUUCUUGUUGUCCACACGUUCUUGUGGCCUUGGGAUCAAUCUGGCGACUGCUGACACUGUUAUCAUAUAUGAUUCAGAUUUCAAUCCACAUGCAGAUAUACAAGCUAUGAAUAGAGCACACAGAAUAGGGCAAUCAAAGAGACUUCUGGUUUACAGGCUUGUAGUACGUGCUAGUGUUGAGGAGCGCAUCUUACAUCUUGCUAAAAAGAAAUUGAUGCUAGAUCAACUAUUUGUGAAUAAGUCAGAAUCUCAGAAGGAAGUGGAGGACAUUCUUCGAUGGGGAGCCGGAGAGCUUUUCAGUGAUUCUGAUGCUGUGAAUGGGCAAGAUGCAAAAGAAGCCCCUACCAGCAAACUUGAUGCUGUUCCUGAUAAUGAGCAUAAACAUAGGAGGAGGACUGGAGGUUUGGGGGAUGUGUACAAAGAUAAAUGUACCGAGGGUUGUACAAAGAUUGUUUGGGAUGAAGGUGCUAUUCUAAAACUUCUUGAUCGUUCUGAUCUACAAUCAGUUUCUGAAAGCACUGAUGUGGAUCUUGAAAACAAUAUGCUUGGCUCAGUGAAGUCGGUGGAUUGGAAUGAUGAUACAAAUGAAGAACCAGAUGGGUCACAAUUGCUACCUGGUGUAGCUGUUGAUGGUUGUGAGAAAAUAUCUGAAGCAAAGGAAGAUACUGCAGUUGGUGGCUCUGAGGAAAAUGAAUGGGAUAGGCUUUUACGUGUUAGGUGGGAAAAAUAUCAGCUUGAGGAGGAAGCAGUUCUUGGUCGAGGAAAACGCUUGAGAAAAGCAGUAUCUUACAAGGAAAGCUUUGCUUCAAUACCAAGUGAAACUAUUAGUGAGAGUGGUAACGAAGAGGAGGAGCCAGAACAUGAAUAUACACAUGCAGGACGUGCUUUGAAGGAGAAGUUUGCUAGGCUCCGUGCCCGACAAAAGGAACGUAUUGCCCAGAGGCAGACUGCUGAUUUUUCUCAUUCAACAGACAGAACUGAAUUGCUGACUCAGUCAAUGGUUCAAUCUGUCCAUGAAGCCGAAGGCUUAGAAAAGAAGAUCCAAGAUGACAAUAAUGAGCAGGUUGUUACCAUCGACCAGGAGGAUGAUACAUCAACCCAACCAUUAGAUGAUAAAAGAACUGAAUCUCCUGCAAGAUUGGGAAAGUUCUCAAAGCAUGGAUAUAAAAGAUUUCAUAGUGAUCAUUUGGAUCUUUCUGUUAGACCUCCUGGAAGUCUUUCUGCAGACUUUUUUUUGCCUAGAAAUCAGUUGCAAAGCACAAACAAUGCAGUUUCAUUGCCUUCUAACAACCUUCUACCCGUUCUAGGACUAUGUGCUCCUAAUGCUAGUCAGGCUGGUUCAUCAUCCCGUAACUUCCGUUCCCCUCUGAGGCUAUCAACAUCAAGCAACGGGCAAAGACGAAUAAGUAGCAGAAAUGUAGAAUGUCCCUUGCCUGCUGCUUCCUGUUCUAGACCUCCAAAUGACAUGAACAUUGAGCUCAAAGAAAAAUCUGCCAGCACAUCUAUAUUGCCUGAAGCAUCUGGAGACUCCUUGCAUCACAAACUGAAGAAUAUGAUACCUGAUGGCUAUUUUCCAUUUUAUCCUCCUGCUUCUACAUCUGGAAGACCCCCUCUCGACAUUUUCGAAACUUCAAGUUCAUCAUUCACCUCAUUCCAAGAGAAGCUGGGCCUUCCAAACUUAACUUUUGAUGUUAAUAUGGCACCAAAGUUCUCAAUACCACCAAAGAAUUUGAUGAAGCCACAUUCAGAUCUCUUACCUAGCUUGUCAUUAACCAUGGAAUACAUAAAUAGUUCUUUCCAGGAAUUGCCAAAUAUGCCAGUGUUACCCAAUUUCAGGCAACAGCUGAGUGAUUCCCUGAAGCAAAAACAGCAGAUGACAGAGUUAAAAUCAAGGCUCGAUAUAGGUCCAAUGCCAGGCACGUGUUCAUCAUUACCAGAAAACCAUCAGAAAGUUCUUGACAACAUAAUGAUGCGAACCCAGUCUGCAACAAAUAAGUUGUUCAAGAAGAGAUUAAAAGCAGAUGCAUGGUCAGAAGAUGAACUUGAUGCUCUUUGGAUUGGUGUUCGUAGGCAUGGAAGGGGUAAUUGGGAUGCCAUGCUCAGGGAUCCCAAAUUGAGAUUCUCAAAAUAUAGAACUAUUGAAGAUUUAUUUUUACGAUGGACAGAAGAGCAGCAAAAGAUAAUUGAUACACCAGCAUUUUCAGCACCAAAAUCAUCAAAGCCUCUAUCUUUUCCUGAAAUCUCUGAUGGCAUGAUGACUCGGGCUCUGCUUGGAGGCCAGUUACCUGGUCUUGGGAGUGCAUGGCCGAAAUCAUUCUCGGACCUGACGGACAUUCAAUUGGGCUGUGGUGAUUUUAAGUCUAGCUUUUCAUGCACUGAUCCAUUCAGUCACAAUAGUAGAAUUGAUGAGAAUUGUCCACAAGUCGCAGCAUGGAAAAAUGACAGACCUAGAUCAGGUUUUCAUGGGGGCUUUUAUCCUGGAGUUAGUUUGCCCUUUGAUAUGCCCUGUUCGGAUAACUUGGUUACGAGUCUCAGUAUGAAUCACCCUAGCAGUUCUGCUUUACAACAGAAUGAAGAUGAAAAUUGUGCUAUGAAGAAUUUUCCCUUGCCAGGUGUUUCAGAAAAAUUGCAGAAUCUGUUACAUGAUUCCAUUAGUAAAGUUCAUUCUAAUGAAUCCAACGUGGGCAUGACCCUUGAUCCCCACAAGCAGCAGACCUUCCUCGACUCUUCUUCCAAUAAUGCUAUUGCUGUUGGUAGCUCAAAUACAAACAAGCUGCCUCAUUGGCUUCGAGAGGCUGUCAAUAUCCCACCAUCCAGGCCACCAGAACCUGAGUUAUGCUCGACACUGCCCCCAACUGUUUCAGCAAUUGCUCAAUCUGUUCGUCUACUUUAUGGUGAAGAGAAAACAUUCCCGCCAUUUGCUAUCCCAGACCUUCCGCCAAUACAGCCACAAGAUCCAAGAAAAAGUCUGAAAAGGAAAAGGAAGUUGGAUAGGCUUCAGCAGCUGACCCCUGAUAUUGAUGGAUUUAUAGAGAAAUUUGAUCACAGUUCUCCAGGCACAAUUCCUCCAGUUUCACAAAUAAUGGAAUCUGCACCUGAUCUUGGGAGGUCUGACCUAAAUGAAGAUUUCACUUCGCAGAACCUAAAUCUAAAUUCACCAUCCUUGUCAUCAUUUGCUACACAAGAAAAAAGUUCAGGCUCAGCACUGGCAGCAUGUCCUGAAGUCUUGGAACAAGUAAAAUCUUGUAUGUCUUGUGGACCUUGUGGAUUGUCAGUAACCGAGAUGCCUGGCCCUAGCUGUCAAAGAACGGAAAUGUCCAAGUCGAAAGAUCUUGAAAUAUUCAAGCAUGACCGUAAGGGACUAAAUGAAGAUUUAGAAGACAGUCAUGGGAAACAUAAGACAGCUAGGAAUUCACUAUUGGGUUGUUGGGAUAAGAUGCUAAGCACCGAGCAGACUAGUCAGGCAGAUAAUCGAGACUCGAGUAAAACUCAGUCUGAUACAAGUAGGCCUAACCAGAUGAAUCUUAAGGAAAUGUCAUCUGAAGAAACUGUCUCGGAUAAUAAUAAAAGUGAACAUGAACAGUAAACAUUCUGGUUCCUUGUUGGCAUCCUCUUUUGCCCUCACGCUUGUGGAGCCAGAUCCAUUAACCUGCCAUCAUUGUAUUAAGUCUUAGCAAGAGUGUUAUCCAAGAGAAAGCAGUGAGACAUCAUUCGAAUCUUUAUACAAGAAAUACAGUCUUGCCAACCUCAUUGUUUCUUAUAUUCUUGUUUAUGCUACAUUUUUUUUUUCUCUCAUAUAUAUGCUGUACAAGGGUUCUUUUGUUGCAUAGUGAUCAUUUUUUUUUCAUCUACUUCAAAUAUUUGGUAUUAAGUAAAAUUUUUUCAGUGGUGUCUUCUAUAUGGCACAUUAUUCACAUUCAAGCAACUGGAUUUAUGAGAUAAGAGGAGAAAUCCAUCCAAUUCUUCAGUA